CCAGCCCUCGCUCCCUCGCUCGCCCUCAGCGCGGCCCCCGCCAUGACGGAGGCGGGUGCCCGUGCCGUUGCCGCCGCUGCCGUCGCAGGGGGGGAGUCGGGUUCCCAGAAAGUAGCUUGAUGAGUGUCCAAAGUAGCAGUGGAAGUUUGGAGGGGCCGCCAUCUUGGUCCCAGCUCUCCACGUCUCCAACCCCGGGCUCGGCGGCGGCGGCCAGGUCCCUGCUGAAUCACACGCCGCCAUCCGGGAGGCCCCGGGAAGGUGCAAUGGAUGAACUUCAUAGUCUGGAUCCAAGAAGGCAAGAGUUAUUGGAAGCUAGAUUUACAGGAGUUGCAAGUGGAAGCACUGGGAGUACUGGUAGUUGCAGCGUUGGAGCUAAAGCCUCAACAAAUAAUGAAAGCUCUAAUCACAGUUUUGGAAGCUUAGGAUCUUUAAGUGACAAAGAAUCAGAGACACCAGAGAAGAAACAAUCGGAAUCAUCCAGGGGAAGAAAGAGAAAAGCAGAAAACCAGAAUGAAAGUAGUCAGGGAAAAAGUAUUGGGGGACGUGGCCACAAAAUUAGUGACUAUUUUGAAGUUCGACCGAAUAGUCCUUCUCCUACAGCAUUAGCUUUUGGGGACCACCCUGUUAUACAACCAAAGCAGUUAUCCUUUAAAAUUACUCAGACUGAUCUCACAAUGCUGAAAUUAGCAGCAUUAGAGAGUAAUAAAAACCAGGACCUGGAAAAAAAGGAAGGUCGUAUAGAUGAUUUGCUCAGGGCUAACUGUGAUCUCAGACGACAAAUAGAUGAUCAACAAAAAUUACUUGAAAAAUAUAAAGAACGAUUAAAUAAAUGUAUAUCAAUGAGCAAGAAACUUCUUAUUGAAAAGAGUACGCAAGAAAAACUAUCAAGCAGAGAAAAGAGUAUGCAAGAUAGAUUACGCCUUGGGCACUUUACAACAGUUAGACAUGGCGCUUCAUUUACUGAACAAUGGACAGAUGGCUUUGCUUUUCAGAAUCUUGUUAAGCAACAAGAAUGGGUGAAUCAGCAAAGGGAAGAAAUUGAAAGGCAAAGGAAACUUCUAGCCAAACGUAAACCUCCCACCACAGCUAAUAAUUCUCAGGCCCCUUCUACCAAUUCUGAACCAAAACAAAGAAAAAACAAAGCAGUUAAUGGAGCAGAAAAUGAUCCCUUUAUUAGACCAAAUUUACCACAACUGUUGACUUUGGCAGAAUAUCAUGAACAGGAAGAAAUUUUCAAACUUAGACUAGGACAUCUCAAAAAGGAGGAGGCAGAAAUCCAGGCAGAACUUGAACGUUUAGAAAGAGUAAGAAAUCUUCACAUACGGGAACUCAAAAGGAUAAACAAUGAAGAUAAUUCUCAGUUCAAGGAUCACCCCACAUUAAAUGAAAGAUAUUUACUGCUUCAUCUGCUUGGAAGAGGUGGCUUUAGUGAAGUAUAUAAGGCAUUUGACCUAUAUGAACAGAGAUAUGCUGCUGUGAAGAUUCAUCAGCUUAAUAAAAGCUGGAGAGAUGAGAAAAAAGAAAACUACCACAAACAUGCCUGCAGGGAAUAUAGAAUACACAAAGAACUGGAUCAUCCCAGAAUAGUUAAACUCUAUGAUUAUUUUUCCUUGGAUACAGAUACGUUUUGUACAGUGUUAGAAUACUGUGAAGGCAAUGACCUGGAUUUCUAUCUGAAGCAACACAAAUUAAUGUCAGAGAAAGAAGCUAGGUCUAUUGUAAUGCAGAUUGUAAAUGCACUAAGAUAUCUCAAUGAGAUCAAACCUCCUAUUAUACAUUAUGAUCUUAAGCCAGGAAACAUCCUUCUGGUAGAUGGGACAGCAUGUGGUGAAAUCAAAAUCACUGAUUUUGGUUUGUCCAAGAUCAUGGAUGAUGAUAGCUAUGGUGUAGAUGGAAUGGAUCUAACCUCCCAAGGAGCAGGCACCUACUGGUACUUACCUCCUGAGUGUUUUGUAGUUGGAAAAGAGCCACCAAAGAUUUCCAACAAGGUUGAUGUGUGGUCAGUUGGAGUCAUCUUCUUUCAGUGUCUGUAUGGUAGAAAGCCAUUUGGUCACAAUCAAUCUCAACAAGACAUUCUUCAAGAAAAUACAAUAUUAAAAGCCACAGAAGUCCAGUUCCCUGUAAAACCAGUUGUAAGCAGUGAAGCCAAGGCCUUUAUUAGACGCUGUUUGGCAUAUCGAAAAGAAGAUCGAUUUGAUGUGCACCAACUGGCAAAUGACCCAUACCUUCUCCCACACAUGAGAAGAUCGAAUUCUUCAGGAAACCUACACAUGGCUGGGCUGACAGCAUCCCCUACACCCCCUUCUUCAAGCAUAAUUACUUUCUGACUUGCCUCCAAGAUUGGCAUGAUAUCUUUGAAUUUUUUCCAGAUGCAUUCUUGAGUUUGAGAGCAUUUGAGUGUUUUAUUGUUUUCUUUUUUUUAAAAAAAGGACAUGGAUAAGAACUGUGUGUGAACUGAAGUUCUUUGUAGCAUCAUUUGUAUGAGAGUGGAUCAUGGAUGGUGAAUAAUGCACACUUCUUACUCUGACCUUGAGCAGUGAAGGAUGGCUGCCUGUUAUGCAGAAACAGGAGUGCCAUGUUGAGAUAGAUAGAAAAAAAUGCGGAGCUUAUUUGUUUGUUUAUUUAGGGGAACACUGUAAAUAACGUUUAUAAUACUUAAAUAUAUUUGAUUGUUACUAGAGAGUUCUAAUAUGAAGGGUAGUUUUUCAUUAUUUAAAAACAAACAUGGAAAAAUAAGAGACCUAUUUCUAACACAAGAACUACAGUGCCUGGAUACAUCUUCAGCAUUUGGCAGUUAAUCUGCUGAAACCAAAGUAAGAACUGAAUGACAGUGACCGUUGUAUUUUCUAAUAAUAGAAUGUGGGAGUUAGAAUCUUUAGACAAAGGUGGGCUUUGUCAUUGGCCUAUUCUGGCUUACCAAGUUGUACCUCGAAAUCAUUUGUCCAUUUUUUUUUCCACUGGUUAUAUAAAAGAAAGAGCUGUUAUUCCUAGAUACUUCAUACUUUUGACACAAAGAGCUGCUUAUUUUGAGAUCAGUUGAAUUCACUAAAUUAUAAUAUCUCCAGUGUGCUUUCAACCUGUUAGAAUUGUUAACAUUUUAUUUUGUUACCAGGCCUUGUUCAUUAAAAUGAGACAAUAUGUGACCAAAAGCAGUCCAGUUCUAUGCAGGAUAAUGAUAAAUUCCCUUCUAGCUCUUAUUGUAAAUUAUUGUACAGAUGUCCUGUUUCAAUUACUAAGUUUCAGCAGCUUAUUCUUGUACAAAUGUUUAAAAAUAUGGCUUUUUAAAUUGGAUAUUGUAUUUUUUUUAAGUCUUCUUGAAGGCGCUUUAAUUGCUGCUAAAUGAUGUUGCUUCUUUGCUGAAAAUCAAAUGACCUCCUUGAAGGUGCAAGUUGACUGUACAUCAUAGAGAGACAUUAAAGCAAGCAUUCAUUAACAAUCAA
This is a messenger RNA of Dipodomys ordii (Ord's kangaroo rat), 3440 nucleotides long. RefSeq names its product tousled-like kinase 1 (gene Tlk1). The record is from RefSeq and is a predicted model, not a curated record. Gene Ontology annotation, biological process: intracellular signal transduction; chromosome segregation; peptidyl-serine phosphorylation. Gene Ontology annotation, cellular component: nucleus. Gene Ontology annotation, molecular function: ATP binding; protein serine/threonine kinase activity. The transcript has 20 exons. Bases 120 to 2327 code for a protein of 735 amino acids. Lineage: Eukaryota; Metazoa; Chordata; Mammalia; Rodentia; Heteromyidae.